GAAAGUGUAAGGGAUGAAGGGACAGAGAAAGAGAAAAAGGAAAUGGGAAAGAAGAUAAGAAAGGGUGAGAAAAGGGAAGAGAGUGAAAAAGAGAGAAGAGAUAGAAAGAAAGAUAGAAGAA
Molecule: messenger RNA, 121 nt
Organism: Dentiscutata erythropus
Lineage: Eukaryota; Fungi; Glomeromycota; Glomeromycetes; Diversisporales; Gigasporaceae
Source: the annotation of a GenBank genome assembly